This is a messenger RNA of Chlorella variabilis, 1002 nucleotides long. RefSeq lists its product as hypothetical. The transcript is spliced from 9 exons. Gene Ontology annotation, biological process: starch catabolic process; dephosphorylation. Gene Ontology annotation, molecular function: protein tyrosine/serine/threonine phosphatase activity; starch binding; carbohydrate phosphatase activity. NCBI's taxonomy places the organism in Eukaryota, Viridiplantae, Chlorophyta, Trebouxiophyceae, Chlorellales, Chlorellaceae. Gene Ontology annotation, cellular component: chloroplast. Bases 1 to 1002 code for a protein of 333 amino acids. The record is from RefSeq and is a predicted model, not a curated record.
AUGCAAUCCACGCAUCGGGAGCCCGAGGUGGUGAAGACUGGCGAUGAAGACACGGAGGACUUGAGCGACAAGUACACAGACGUGAUGCAGGAGCGCAUGGGCUCCGCAGUGCUCACCUACCGCCACGAGGACGGCACCAACUUCUCCCGCAUCCUGGAGGACCUCAUCGUGGGCUCCUGCCUGCAGCAGCCCGCCGACGUGGACAGGCGCGUGGUGGCGGACGGCGAGGAUGUGCGCACCGUGCUGUGCCUGCAGGAGGACAGCGACAUGGCUUACUUUGAUCUGGACCUCACACCCAUCUUGGAGCGCAUCGGCGAGCGGGGGGACGUGCGCCACGUGCGCCACCGCAUCAGGGACUUUGACCCCUUCUCGCUGCGCAUGGAGCUGCCGGGCGCGGUGGCGGCGCUGGCCCAGAAUGCGGCGGCCAACGGCGGUACCGCCUACGUGCACUGCACGGCCGGGCUGGGGCGGGCGCCUGCCACCGCGCUGGCUUACAUGUGGUGGUUCAAGGGGUGGCACCUGGAGGAUGCCUACCAGCACCUGACAGGCAUCCGCACCUGCAAGCCCAACGCGCAGGCCAUCCGCAACGCCGCCGCGGAUGUGCUGUACGGCGAGCCGCCCACCCCGGUGGCGGGCCUGGAUGUGGGGUGGGGCCAGCAGCUGGACAUGGCGCCAGACCCGCAGUUCCAGCACCGCUUCCUGCUGCAGCGCUGCCUGCCGCCCGGCACCUACCAGUUCAAGUUCAUCAUCAACGGGCGCUGGGGGUAUGCGCCCAACCACCCCACCCGCCUGGAUGGCGACAACCUGAACAAUUACGUGGCGGUACCGUAUAGCAACACCGACCCGGCAGUACAGGCGGCGCGUGAGCGGCUGCUGGCGCCUGGCGGGCGCCUGACUGAGGAGGAGGCGGCCCGGAUCCAGCAGAUCUUGCUGGCCCUGCCCCUGAACGGCGGCGGUACCACAGGCAACCUUUCCGCUACCUCCUCCUCCUCUGAGGAGUGA